ACUGUCACUUUUGACAUUUCACUGAAGUCAACGCUGUUUACAAUUGUUUGCUGUAAUAAACAAUUUUCCGGCAUAUUAUCAUUUGCUAAAGUUGAUUGAAUAAAAUUUUGACUAUUCAUAAACAUAAAAGUAAUAUCACAAAUAACAAAAUGUUUUACCAUAUCUCACUUGAGCAUGAAAUUCUUUUGCAUCCGCGCUAUUUUGGCCCUCAAUUGUUGGAGACUGUAAAGCAAAAACUGUACACAGAAGUUGAAGGUACCUGUACGGGAAAGUAUGGUUUUGUGAUAGCUGUUACCACAAUCGAUCAAAUUGGUUCCGGUGUUAUACAGCCCGGUCAGGGUUUUGUCGUUUAUCCUGUCAAAUAUAAGGCAAUAGUCUUUCGGCCGUUCAAAGGAGAAGUACUGGAUGCAGUUGUAAAACAAAUAAACAAAGUUGGCAUGUUCGCGGAAAUUGGACCACUCUCUUGUUUCAUUUCACACCAUUCCAUUCCAGCUGAUAUGCAAUUUUGUCCGAAUGGCAAUCCGCCGUGCUACAAAUCGAAAGACGAAGAUGUGGUUAUUUCCGGUGAAGAUAAAAUACGUUUAAAGAUUGUUGGUACACGUGUGGAUGCUACUGGCAUUUUCGCAAUCGGUACACUUAUGGACGAUUAUUUAGGUUUAGUGUGCAGUUAAUUUGUUGCGUGUAAGAAUCAAGUCAUACGUAUUUUACGAAUCUGUUUAACUUGUCAAUAAUUAGUAAGCAAAUAUGCAUUUGUAUGGACAAAAUGUAACUUUAAUUGAAUUUAAACAAAAUAUGCUGUUUAAAUACAUAUUUAUAUUUUAAUAUUGCAA
This is a messenger RNA of Zeugodacus cucurbitae (melon fly), 830 nucleotides long. RefSeq names its product DNA-directed RNA polymerase II subunit RPB7 (gene Rpb7). The transcript has 5 exons. The record is from RefSeq and is a predicted model, not a curated record. The coding region runs from base 150 to 671 and encodes 173 amino acids. Gene Ontology annotation, molecular function: translation initiation factor binding; single-stranded RNA binding; single-stranded DNA binding. Gene Ontology annotation, cellular component: RNA polymerase II, core complex; P-body. Gene Ontology annotation, biological process: positive regulation of translational initiation; DNA-templated transcription; transcription initiation at RNA polymerase II promoter. NCBI's taxonomy places the organism in Eukaryota, Metazoa, Arthropoda, Insecta, Diptera, Tephritidae.